Closterium sp. Naga37s-1 is the source of this 4652-nucleotide messenger RNA. Lineage: Eukaryota; Viridiplantae; Streptophyta; Zygnematophyceae; Desmidiales; Closteriaceae. The record is from the annotation of a GenBank genome assembly.
AUGGACGUGCGGAGGCUGUUUGCCCUGUUUGACAUUGCGUUGGAUCGCGGGCUCGUCACUCUCAUCUGCCACUAUGUUGAGGAAGUGUGCAUGGACGAGGCAGCAGUCUCCAGCGAUCCAGUGCUCUCUCUGCUGCUGGACCCAAAACUUGUGCUUGAAUGGGCCCAGAGGACAUUCACCGGGAUAAAAAGGACGCUAAGGGACCUAUACGCCACUGGCAUUACUGACCGUCACAUGGAUGAUGCCAGCCACCUGCCUUACCGGCCGCGCACCACGCUCCCCCCAUCCCCUAUCUCCCUCUCCAUAAUCUCCCCCCCAUCCUCCCAACACGCCUCUGGCAUCACGGAUCGCUCUAUGGAUGAUGCCACGUGCCUGGCCACGUGCCUGGCCACGUGCCUGGCCAUGCGCCUGGCAAUGCGCCUGGCAAUGCGCCUGGCAAUGCGCCUGCAGGGUAUUUCUCUCUCCCCCACCUCCACCCCCUCUCUUCCGCCCCCUUUCCCCCCCAAUUCUCCCCUCCCUCCAGACGCCACUGGCAUCACAGACGGCCGCAUGGAUGAUGCCACCUGCCUGGCCGCACAGCCCACUCCAUCUCCAAGGUCAUAUUCUAUUUCCAUCCCAUCCACCCCCCCUCCCCCCUUGCCAAUCCCCCCUCCUCCAGACGCCACUGGCAUCACAGACGGCCGCAUGGAUGAUGCCACCUGCCUGGCCCCACAGCCCACUCCAUCCCCCUCCCCGAUUUCUAUUUCCAUUCCAUUCUCUCCGCCGCACCUUGCAACCCCCCUCCUCCUACUACAGAAUCCAGAUUCCUCUGGCAUCCCUGACCGUCGUAUGGAUGAUGCCACCUGCCUGGCAAUGCGCCUGCAGGGGAUUUCUCUCUCCCCCACCCUCCCCACCCCCCUCUCUUCCACCCCCCUUCCCCCCCCUCCCCCCGCACCCCCCGUCCCUCCAGACUCCUCUGGCAUCACUGAUCGCCGUAUGGAUGACGCCACCUGCCUGGCCAUGCGCCUGCAGGGGAUUUCUCAGGUGCUGGCAACACUGCAGGGCCCAGACGACCCCCUGGCGCAGCAGCAGGCGCAGAUGCAGCAGGGGGAAGGUGGAAGAGGGGGAAGCGGGGGGAGCGGGGCAACGGAGGGGCGCAAAGGGCAUGAGUGGGAGGCAGGGAGGGUGGCAGAAGCAGUUGGAAGAGCAUCCCAGCAUCUGGACGUGAUGCACUGGGCUGCCAAGAACCCAUCUAGAACCGUUUCUUCGAGGGGCCACCCCCUCAUCUUCCUCUCCCACCUUUCUCUUCCUCCUUUUUACCCUUGUAUUGCCCCUCUCUUCUCGUCAUGUGUGCCCACAUGUCUGCAGCAUUUAGACGUGAUGCAUUGGGCUGCCAAGAACCAUUUCUUCGAGGGCAUCCCUCCUCGCCACUCGUCGAACGCCACGUGGCGCGCCGUGAUUCGCCAGAGAAAGCAGGCGGCAAACGAGGCCGCCUGGCCGGAGUUCCUUGGCGUAUCUGCUGCUGCUGGCUCCGUGCUUGGAGCAGGGGGAGGGGGAGGAGGCAGGGGAGGAGGAGGGGGGGGGGGGGGAGGGGGAGGAGGGGGGUCGAAGGAGCAGCAGCAGCAGAAUGGGAAGCUGUUUAUCGAGGAAGCAAUAGACAGCCUAAGGGAAAGCAGCCGCGAUGGCAGUAAGGAAAGCGCAAGUGUUGCAUCUGAUUCCCCCUCGCUGCUGAGUUCAGAUCAGCUUGAUUUGCUGUCUCUCAAGCAGCCGGUACCCACCGCACCGCCCGCUGCUUCCGGGAAGUUUCUCCUGCAGGGAGGGAGCCCUGGGUUAGUGGGUGGAGCAGGAGGAGGAGCAGCAGCGGUGGGGUUUCAAUACCCGCCCGAGAAUUUCCGGGCAGCUGUGGAUUAUCUGUUCUUGGAGGCUGGGGCUGACCUAGUGCUGGCUAAGAAAGCCAUUCUCCUCUAUUACCUCAUUGGUCGUUUCUACCAUUGGGGGCAGGGCGAGCGGCAGCAGAGUUCCUCUAUUACCUCAUCGAUCACUUCUACCAGGGAGGGCAGGGCGAGGGGCAGCAGCGGUGGUGGGGGCUGUAGUGGCGGACAAAUGAAGGCCCUCCCUUGUUGCCUUCCCUUCCCCUCCUCUUAUCCCUCUCUUCCCCUCUCUUCUCCCCCCUCUCCGCCUCCUCUUCCCACAUGCUUCUGGCUCCUGUUCUCUCCCCAGCUCCUGUACUAUCUCAUCGAUCGCUUCUACCAGGGAGGGCAGGGCGAGGGGCAGCAGCGGUGGGGGGGGCUGGUUGAGGGCCCUGCCCACCACAACAUGCACGCAUCCCCUCUCUCUGUCUUCCAACCCAUCCUUUCUCCCCCACCCCUUCCCUUCCCCAGCUCCUCUACUACCUCAUCGAUCGCUUCUACCAGGGAGGGCAGAGCGAGGGGCAGCAGCGGUGGCGGGCUAUGGGCAGCAGCGGUGGCGAGGGAUGGUGGAGGACUGCGGACGACUGACCCCUUUCUCCCCCCCUCUUCCGCCCCCUCUCCUCCACGCUCCCCCCUCCUGCUCUUUCCCCAGUUCCUCUAUUACCUCAUUGAUCGAUUCUACCAGGGAGGGCAGAGCGAGGGGCAGCAGCGGUGGCGGGGGAUGGUGGAGGACUUUGGGGCGAGCAUGGAUUUGGGUGAUGGGCACGUGGUGGAGACGAUGGUGAUGGUGAUGGUGGAUGAAUGCACUGAAGAGGGAUUGAAGGAGGCUGGCUCCCUGAUACCUCACCUCAUCUCCCUCUCCUCUCCCUCCUCCUCCUCAUCCUCUCCCUCCUCAUCGGCCCCUCCCAUCCAUCCCCGGAUCGCUCGAGUCCUCAUCGAACGAGGCAAGCCCGAGCCUGCGCUCCAGAUCCUCCGAGCCUGCAGCCCAGGCCCGGCAAUCUUCCAAGCCUGCAGCACCCCAGGCUCGGCAACCCCCGUUUUCCCGAAUCUGGCCGUGCCUCUAGAGGAAGCAGUGACCGCACUGCGCGUGCUUAUAGAGAAUCGGCUCUUAACAGAGGCUUUCCUGUACCUUAGAGCCUACUGCAAGCAACUAAGUAUCAACGACCCGUCCUCUCCUCACCCACUUGCUGACGCUCCUGACUCUGCUGAUGCUGCUGAUGGUUCCGAUGCCGCUGUUUCUGGUGCUGUUGGGAGUGCUGAUAACGAAGCAGCGAAAAGUGCUCAUACAGAAGCAGUGGAUGUGCUUGUAUCGGAGCUCUUCUGGCUGGCAGUGAGGCACCAGGCAGUGCCCGAGGUGCUGGCGUUCCCCUGGAGGGGCAGGGAGGGGGCGGUGCUGCAGCGCUGCUUGUUAAGCCGCACGGCGCAGCAACCAGAGGGGGCGUGCGGCACUCUUCUUGUUCUCUUCCAUGUGGAGAGGGCUCGUUACAAGGCAGCACUAUCGGCGCACAAGCAAGUGUGGGCUAUAGAGGCAGCAGUAGAGGCAGAGCAGGAGAGUGAAGAGGCCAAUAACGAGGAUGAGGAGGGGUGGCAGGAGCGAGGGAGUGAGGAUGGAGAGAAGGAGGAAGGAGGAAGUCCCAUGGAUGCUACAGCUGGUGCAGCUGCUGUCGGUACUGCUGGUGCUGAUGUUGCAGCAAAAGGAUCGUCAAGGAAACGGAGCAGAGGAGGGAAGGGAUUGACGGUUCAGCUGCGCGAGAAGAGGAUAAGGCUGCUGGAGUCGGUGCUUCAACUCAUCGCUCCUUCGGAACGACAGCAAAUCGUCCAAGCACACGGCGAACCCUCUGCCUUCCCCACCACCACCACAGCCAUCCCAGCAAGAACAGCACCAGUCAAACCAGACACCAAGAGUCAUCCCAAAGCAUCCUCCAAAGGUCUUCCCACCACAGCUUUCCCACGCAUGCCCAUGCCGUCAGUUCAGUCGCCCUCUGCCAAGACCUCCUCUCCCAAAGCUGCUCCCUCUCCCCACUUUGGCUCUCCCAUACUUGGGGGCGCGGGGGGUGCAGCAUCCCUCUCAGGCUCCCCCCUCUCGUUCCCGAAAUCCUCUAGCAAAUCUCAACAGCAGCAGCAGCAGCAGCAGCCAUUGUCGCUCUUCUCCUUUCCCCCAGCUCCAGCCUCCCCUCCUCCUUUCAUUUCAACUGCCCCCGCCGCCUCCUCUGCUCCCACUGCUCCCGGCCAAUCAGAGCUCCCGCUCCAGCGCAAACUUUUCGGAUCUGGGCAGUUCGGGCAGCAGGGACCCGUAGGCGCCGGCCCAGCGCCCUUAGCAAGAGGGGCAACAGCGCCAGUACCCCUGGGAAAUGCGCAGGUGUUGCAUCAGAACCCCCUGUUUGGCAUGCGGGUUUCUCAAGACGGAUCAGAACCCGAUACCACACAGUCACAGGAAGGGGCCAGGGGUGGGGCAGAGGGAGGGUUGAGCGGUGCUGGUGGCGAUAAAGGGCUGAGUGCUCCUGCUGCUGGUUCUGCUGCUGCUGCAACAACUUCUGCUGCUGCCGCUGCCGGUCCUGCUGGUUCGGCAGCCCCAUUGUUUGGUUCGGGAAGCAGUUUGUUCGGAGGAGGCAGCCAAUCAGGAGGAAGCGCUUUGUUCGGGGGAGGUGGGGUGACCUCGUUCGGUAAGCCCAAGGGCGUGGGUCAUUUCACCGCCAGCAGCACCAACAACAGUAGCAGCAACGAGCCUGCGGCAGCUUUCAAGGACUCGGUCGGUGUGUUCAG